AUGCAAUCCGCAAGUCGACUCCACAAAGCUCUGAAGAAGGGCGGAGCAACGUUCGGAGCAUGGCAGAUGCUUCCAGGAGCAAACAUCUCCAAGACUCUGGCUAGCACUGGAGUUGAUUGGAUAUGCGUAGACACUGAACAUGGCAACAUCGACGACGCCCAAAUGCACGAAGCCGUGACUGCAGUCGCCAGUUUCGGCAUCAGCCCCGUCGUCCGCAUCUGUGCAAACGAAGCCUGGAUGGUGAAGCGAGCCCUUGACUCUGGUGCCCACGGCAUAAUCGUCCCGCUACUCUACACCCCCGACGAUGCCCGCCGCCUCGUCUCAUCCGCCAAGUUUCCUCCUCUCGGAAAUCGCGGUUUCGGCUCACCAUUUGCACCCAACACCUUCAUCACCUCAACCUCCCCUGACGGGCCUCACAAGCCCGUAGCCCUGAUGGACUACCUUCAACAAGCCAACGACUCCCUCGUCACAAUCGUACAGAUCGAGACCGCCGAAGCCUUAGCUAACGUCGACGCCAUCGCCGCAAUCGACGGCAUUGACGUACUCCUCAUCGGGCCCUUUGAUCUAGGGAAUAACAUUGGGCGGCCUAUUCUGACGCCUGAGCUGCAUCCGGAGCUUAAAGAGGCUAUUGCAAAGAUCCAUGCGGCGGCAGGGCAGCAUGGGAAGGGAACGGGAAUUUACUGCACUGGGGUUGAGCAAGCGAAGAUGUACCAGGAGAAUGGGUUUCAUAUGAUCAGUAUAUGCAAUGAUGUUGGUGCAUUGUCGGGCUUCUUCGGAAACGCGCUUCAGAUCCUGAAGCCGACGAAUGGGGGCGUGGGAGGCGGAGUUAGAUAUUGA
Molecule: messenger RNA, 837 nt
Organism: Mytilinidion resinicola
Lineage: Eukaryota; Fungi; Ascomycota; Dothideomycetes; Mytilinidiales; Mytilinidiaceae
Product: 2,4-dihydroxyhept-2-ene-1,7-dioic acid aldolase
Exons: 4
Coding region: 1-837 (278 amino acids)
Cellular component (GO): cytoplasm
Molecular function (GO): aldehyde-lyase activity
Source: RefSeq, a predicted model, not a curated record